Molecule: messenger RNA, 1923 nt
Organism: Plenodomus lingam JN3
Lineage: Eukaryota; Fungi; Ascomycota; Dothideomycetes; Pleosporales; Leptosphaeriaceae
Cellular component (GO): cytoplasm; ubiquitin ligase complex
Molecular function (GO): protein binding
Source: RefSeq, a predicted model, not a curated record
AUGGAUGUCAAGAAGAAGCACGAGAUCGAGGCUGCUCUUGCCACCGAGGCCCAGGCCAUUUCAGCCGGCCAGCUCAAGGAAGAGAAUCCGCACGAUCUCAGUGAUGAGUUCAGGGCCUUUUGCGAAGCCUGCAGAAGAGGCGACCUGAAAGUCUGCCAGGAAAUGAUCAGUACGGGCGUGAACAUCAACUCGAGAGACAGUUACGAUUAUACCCCACUAAUCUUGGCUAGUCUUUGUGGACACUACGAAGUCAUCCAGUUACUGCUUGAAAACGGGGCACUGUGCGAGCGUGAUACUUUUCAAGGCGAGCGAUGUCUCUACAACGCCCUCAACGAUCGCAUACGGAACCUCCUACUCUCCUACGACUACGCCAAGUCUAGCAAUCCCCUUCAACCGCUAGCCGCGCACAUCACAUCGCUUCUGACAAGAACCGCGCCAAAGACUACCGAUAUUACCAUCACCGCCUACCAUCAGACUUUCCACCUCCACAAAUUCCUCCUCGCCGCACGAUCACCCUACUUUGCAAAGAAGCUAGCCGUAGCUCCUGCGACUGCAUCCUGGAAGCUCCCCCACAGCAUACCUGCAGAAUCUCUUGGUGUCGCGUUACAAUAUCUGUACUUUCAAGAAGUCUCCAUACGACGAGCCUUGUUUGGCUUGAGCGAUGAGCAAGAGCUGGUGGUCCUCAACGGCAUCGAUAAGAUCGGCAAACAGCUCGAAAUCGAGAGGCUGUUUGAAGAUAUCACAGAGGUCUCGGAUCGACGGCUACUUCGUCAGCGAAGGGCAGAAGAGCUGGAACGCGGGCGUGAUCAAUUGGAGCAAUGGUUCAAGGAAAAUGUGCUUCGACACAAGCGAGUCGUAGACACCGACAAAGUGGACAAUAUACAAUGGGACAGAGAAAAUUCCAUCUUUGCGGACAUAUUACUACGAGCAGAUGCCGAUGAUGAGGUGGAUGCUGCAGCAAACGGCGACCACACCGAUCAGCCAUCCGACGCCUCCAAACCCAUACGAAAUACCCCAGGGCCACUCCUAGGAAUACCUGUCGGGCCAGUACGAUCGCGUUCACCCUCACGCAAACGCGCCCCUCGCAAAUCUACAGUCUUUCCCGCACAUCGCGCCAUGCUUCUUCGUUCAGAAUACUUCCUCACCAUGUUCAGCUCGCAAUUCAAAGAAGCACAAGAGACCCCCCACCUUCAAGUUGUAACCAUUGACUGUUCGCCCGCCGUCUUAGAAACAAUCCUCACGUUCUUGUAUACCGAGCGCGCAGAAUUUGGCCUCGAUAUAGCAAUCGAUGUGCUCUUCGCCGCAGAUCAGCUCUGGAUCGAGAAGCUCAAGCAACGCGCUGCCAUCAUCAUCUCAGCGCUCGGUAACGGGUCAACAUCAGCUGUCGAGGCAGACAAUUCCCGCGGUGCGACAGAUGCAGAUGAGGCUGUGGACAUUUACGAGGUUAUACGCGCAGGAUGGGAUACGCGCGUUCAACGGCUAGAAGAAUUUGCUGCGCGCUACAUCGCCUAUAGACUGGAGCACUAUAUUGACCAACCCGAGUUCGCAGAGCUAGUACAAGAGUCUGCCAACAGAGUCAAGGCGCGUCAGGAAACCGACACGGUCGAACUCGUCGAUGAUAUCCGAUACUAUCUCUCUGAGCGAUUCAGACUUCGCUUCGAAGACAGCGGGCUAGACGAGAUGAUGGAUGAAAAUGCGGCGCUCAAGGCUUCUCGAGCUGAUCUCGCGGAUCAGAUGGGCGAGUUGGAGCUCAAUGCAGAAGCAGAAGACCGUGUGCCGAUUGAGCAACAAUUAGCCUCUGGAGCUGUGGUCGAUCUGGAUGGAAAGCCAGUUGGAGACGAAUUCAUGCAAGAUGCGAUGAAUUAUCAGAUCUUGCUGGGAAAGAUUGACGCAUUACUUGAGAGGCUCAAUCUUGAUGCGUAG